UUUAUUUUUAUCUUCAACAUUAUCUUUUCCAUCAAAUAAAAUCAAUACAUCAGCAACACGAACAAUUCUUCAAAUGCUUUAUAAUUUUACAUUACAUUUAAAUGUUCUCAAUUAUAUGAAAACAAUGCCAAUAUUGAUCCCAAUGCUUCUACAAAUGACCGAAGUUGAUCAUGUUGAAAUUCAAUUGAAUGCUUAUCGUUGUUUAGGAAAAUUAAUGCGAGAAGAUGAUAUUAAAAAAAUGGCUAAUCCAAGUAAAAUUGCCUGUGUUUAUAUUGACUUCAUCACAAGAACGAUCGAUGAUCGAGCACAAACACGACGAUUUCAUAGUCUUUUAGAUAGUUUAAAAAAUUUUGUACAACAUGAUCAAGUGAAAACUGAAUUAAUCAAACAACAAGCUUUAACUAUUCUAAUCAAGUGUAUUGUUGAACCUCGUUUUGAUCCAAUUAAAGUACAACUCAUCGUUUUGGAAAUUCUUCUUGCUCUAUCGUUUAAUAAUGAUGCUUCUGUGAUUCUUCGACAGAAUCAAAAUUUCAUUACUCAUAUACGAAAUCUUUCCAGUAAAACCAAUUCAAAUCAAACUGAUUUACAACGAGCAGCUGAAGGUCUUCUUUGGAAAUUGGAAAAAGAAGUAGAAGCAGUGGCAAAAUCGACCAAUGUCAAUUUAUACAAAUACGAUAUUAUGAUUAGUUAUUCACAUAAAGAUCAAGAUGUUUGUCUUCAAAUUCAUGAUCGAUUAGUGAAAGAUGGUUACAAUGUUUGGUUAGAUCGAGAUUGUUUACGCGGACCAACAAUGAUUGGUAUUGCGAAUGCUAUUGAAAAUUCCGAACAUGUUCUCAUUUGUAUGUCUAAUACUUAUAAACAAAGUGUUUAUUGUCAAUCGGAAGCUCACUAUGCCUAUGAACGAGAAUGUCGUCUCAUUCCUAUUCUUAUUGAAUCGAAUUAUAAACCUGAUGGAUGGCUUGGUAUCAUUGUUAGUGGAAAGAUUUAUGUUGAAUUUGGUAAAAUUGAUUUUCAUUUAGCUUAUAAUAAGUUGAAGAAUGAAAUUAGUGCACGUCAUUAUGAUUUACUCACACGAUCGUUAUCGAGAGCCAUUGAAAAAGAUCCGAUUCGGAAGGGUUCAAAAAGUCUCGAACUUUUUCAAGGCAUAUCCGAGUCAAUUGAGUAA
Molecule: messenger RNA, 1165 nt
Organism: Rotaria sp. Silwood1
Lineage: Eukaryota; Metazoa; Rotifera; Eurotatoria; Philodinida; Philodinidae
Source: the annotation of a GenBank genome assembly